Messenger RNA from Microthlaspi erraticum, 600 nucleotides. The record is from the annotation of a GenBank genome assembly. NCBI's taxonomy places the organism in Eukaryota, Viridiplantae, Streptophyta, Magnoliopsida, Brassicales, Brassicaceae.
AUGGCCGUCGCUCUCAGCCCCGGCUUCAGUUCUCCGCUUCGUAACCGGUCCAAUCAUGUGAUACAGUUAAAGCCUUUGCCUUUCACGUUCCAAAUCUCUUCAAUUUGUUCGACAAGGUUGUUAUUACUUUCAAGCAAAAGAAGAUUGGUUUUAUCUUGUUCAACGACAGAUGACAAUUCCAUCACAACAACAUCCGUCGACUCUAACAAACCAGGAACUGAGUCCGUUGAAGCAGGCAGCAACGGUUCAGGCAAAAGAGCGCCAUUGACAGCAAGAGAGAGACUAAGAGCAGCUCGUGUGCUCAGCCGAUACACAGAGGCAACACCGAAACCGUCAAAACCCAAAAUGGGGAGCCAGAUUCUUGAGGUGCUCAAGGAAAGCGAUAAGAAAUCAAAUCGGAAACCGGGUCUACCCCAAGCACCGACCAACAUGCUUGAUGAUAGCAAGAGAGGUAUGCCCAAGAAUGGCCUUACCUUUGAUCUCCCUGGAAGCGCAGAUAUACUCAUCAUCGCUUUCUCCUUUGUGUUCAUAAGCACGGUCAUGUUUGCUACUACUUUUCUUGUCUGGAAACUCGGUGCUAUUCACUUCAAUGAAAACUAA